Messenger RNA from Aspergillus glaucus CBS 516.65, 683 nucleotides. Its product is annotated as 60S ribosomal protein eL22. The coding region runs from base 54 to 428 and encodes 124 amino acids. The record is from RefSeq and is a predicted model, not a curated record. Lineage: Eukaryota; Fungi; Ascomycota; Eurotiomycetes; Eurotiales; Aspergillaceae. Gene Ontology annotation, biological process: cytoplasmic translation. Gene Ontology annotation, molecular function: structural constituent of ribosome; RNA binding. The transcript has 4 exons. Gene Ontology annotation, cellular component: ribosome.
UUGCGUUCAUUUUUCUUUUCAAAAACACCCAAAUCAACCCCAUACCAGUCACAAUGGCCCCCGUCACUGCUCGUGGUCGCAAGGCCCAGAAGGUCACCCAGAAGUUCGUCAUCAACGCUUCGCAGCCCGCGAGCGACAAGAUCUUCGACGUCUCUGCCUUCGAGAAGUUCCUCCACGACCGCAUCAAGGUCGAGGGCCGUGUCGGCAACCUCGGUGACAAGGUCGUCAUCUCCCAGACCGGUGACGGCAAGGUCGAGGUUGUUGCUCACAUUCCCUUCUCUGGUCGCUACCUCAAGUACCUGACCAAGAAGUUCCUCAAGAAGCAGCAGCUCCGUGACUGGCUCCGCGUCGUCUCCACCUCCAAGGGUGUCUACGAACUCCGCUUCUACAACGUCGUCAACGACGAGGCUGAGGAGGACGAGGAGUAAAUUACUCCGCUCGAGACGAACGACAAUCUACGAUCAUGAUCCGUGCUCGGUCCAUUUAAGGGGUUUCCAUGAAAAGACGGGAGCAAGGCUGGGUCUUGGUUGGGGUAUAGAUGAGCUCUUGUGAGGAAAUGCUUUUCCUGCGCUGCGCUGGUCGGUCCGCGUAUUGCCUGUGAUAAGGCAUUGUUGGAUUGGUCAGUGCGGUGUUUCUACUCAUGACGUUACGAAUGGUAGAUAUAAUGGAGCAGUCUUUUACCC